Messenger RNA from Xiphias gladius (swordfish), 2605 nucleotides. RefSeq names its product podocan (gene podn). The coding region runs from base 245 to 2026 and encodes 593 amino acids. Gene Ontology annotation, molecular function: protein binding. The record is from RefSeq and is a predicted model, not a curated record. NCBI's taxonomy places the organism in Eukaryota, Metazoa, Chordata, Actinopteri, Istiophoriformes, Xiphiidae. The transcript has 12 exons.
UCUUUCUCUCUCCCACUCCCACUUUUCUCUCACAUCUGGAGGGUAUCUGGUGUGGCUGUGUGACUCCUCGCCUGCUAUGGGACAGCCUGUGUUUGGAUUGGACGUCAGACUUCAGUGCAUUUCAGCAAACAUUGUUCGGAAGGGCCCUUGCAGUUGGUGAAGACUGCAGCUUCAGACACUGCAGAGAGAAGGAGCAGAGAGCUGGCUGUCUUUUGUUGUUGGCCUGGAGAACUCAGCAGUGGACAUGGCUCCUCUCAAGCAUUCCAUCCUGCGUGCCCUGAGUGUGCUGCUCUUGGCCUGGGUUUUGGUGCAUGGCCAGGCGCCUCUUGAACCAGUGGAAGAGGAGGAGAUAGAGCCAAUAAAGGAGAUCGAUAUCGCAACAGUGAUGACGAAAUCUGAGCCAGUCCUGUGUCCGCAGGAGUGUAGCUGUACGGCGGAGGGGGCAGUGGACUGCGCUGGAGUCGACCUCACGGAGUUUCCCCCCGAGCUGUCUGAUGAAACCCGCCAGCUUUCUCUACAGAACAACAAAAUUGAGGAGAUAACAGUGGAGCACAUUUCCCAUCUGUAUCAGCUUGAGACACUCAACCUUCAGAACAACUGGCUUACCACAGAUGGCCUUCAAGAUGAAGGUUUUGAGAUGCUCGAACAGCUGGCUUAUUUAUACUUGGCAAAUAACAAGCUUACCUCAGCACCAAAGGUCCUACCACCCUCUUUGGUUAGCGCUGAUUUUGCUGCUAAUCAGCUUGUAAAGAUCUACCCAUAUACGUUUGGCCAUAAACCAAAACUGAGGUCUGUGUAUCUCCAUAACAACAAGCUGACUGACACAGGGCUUCCUGAUGACAUGUUCAAUGCUUCUGACAAUCUGGAGAUCCUCACCAUGUCCAGCAACUUCCUGCGGGUUGUACCCAAGAACCUGCCCUCCACCCUUUACCGUCUUCACCUAAAGAGUAACAAGUUGGAGAAAAUCCCAGCAGGGGCCUUUAACAACUUGCGAAACCUCAGAGAGCUGUAUCUCCAGAACAACCUCCUCAGCAAUGAGGGCAUGGACAAUGAGACAUUCAGCCAACUGAACAGCCUAGAGUGCCUGGACUUGUCAAAUAACAACCUGAGCAUCGUCCCCAAGGGUCUGCCUCGCAAUCUAAUCUUGCUACACCUGGAAAAGAACUCCAUCCGCAGCAUCCCUGGGGACGCUCUUACCCCUGUCCGAAACCUUGAGUACCUGCUCCUCCACAAUAACAAGCUCCGCUCACGUUCCAUCCACCCAGGUGCCUUCCAGGGUUUGAAGAAGCUGCAUACUCUACACAUGUACAACAAUUUGCUGGAGCGGGUUCCCAGGGGCUUGCCUCGACGGGCAAAGACCCUAAUGCUGCUCCACAACUCCAUUUCCGAAAUUGGCCGCAAUGACCUGGCCUUGCUGUACACCCUGACAGAGCUCAACCUUAGCUACAACAAGCUGACCACCCUGAAAGUGCACCGUGACGCCUUCAGGAAGCUGCGUGUAUUGGAAAAACUGGACCUGUCAGGUAACGGCCUUCACUCCAUGCCCCUGGGUCUUCCUCGCAGUCUGCAGGUGCUCGAAAUCAAGAACAACCAGCUCAGCUCCAUACCCGACGGUGCGCUGACGGGCAUGGACAAGCUAAGAAAACUCAUCCUCAGUGACAACCAGCUGAGACUGAACUCAAUCUACCAGGGAGCCUGGAUGGAGCUCAGUGCGCUCAAAACAUUAGAUCUGUCUGGCAACCAGCUGUCACACAUCCCCUCUGACCUACCCGAGUCUCUGGAAUACCUUCAUCUGCAAAGUAAUCGCAUUUCCACUGUUCCUGCAACAGCAUUUGAAGGCACUCCAAACAUCAAAGGCAUCUUCCUCCGGUUUAACCGCCUGUCUGUGGACUCUGUGGACGAGAGCUCUUUUGCAUACCUGUCCAAUUUGCAAGUGCUGGACAUCGGCACAGCAAACACCGACCUCGCCUUUAAAACAGACGCGAUGGAGGGCGAUAAGAUGAUGGAGGAGGAGCAGGAAAGAUAAGACUCGCUCAAAUAAACUGACAUUGGACUGGAUUGUGUCAAGGACAGAAAGGGCUUCUAAGUGGGAAUGAACCUGUGAAUGUCAUUUUCCGGGUCCAUUAUCAUAUUGUGCUGAAUGGCAGAGUCACAUAUUUCUGGUGCAGGAUACCGGAUGAAGUUACUUUAGUUUCCAUUUUAUGGGCUGGUUAGUUAUGCAUAUCUUUAUACCUGAGCUUUAAUAUUUGUUUUUGACUGUUGACAUGCAACAUCUAUCAUCUACAUUUUGUUUUUUUGCUUUAUUCUAAAAAAAUGUAUUUACAAACAUCAAUGUGAAUUUUCCCAUGUAAAUGUCUCUGAAUCUAUACCAAAAAUUUAAGCAGAGUGAAAAAGGCCAGGUGUUCACACUGUGUGCAUCUUUAUCUCUGCUUUAUGUUACUUUGUUAAUUGCUGCCUUGUCUCCCUGGCAAAAAAAGUGAUUUUACUAGAAAUACUGUGAAACAAUUUGUGUUGUUAACACCAAGGGUGGCAAGAUAGGCGGUCUGACUCCCACUGAAACCAAAAAGCCACAGUAACUGUUGAAUGAAACACUGCAACACUUAAA